Molecule: messenger RNA, 1629 nt
Organism: Salvia splendens (bonfire salvia)
Lineage: Eukaryota; Viridiplantae; Streptophyta; Magnoliopsida; Lamiales; Lamiaceae
Product: protein ENDOPLASMIC RETICULUM-ARRESTED PEN3-like
Exons: 1
Coding region: 136-1521 (461 amino acids)
Biological process (GO): protein homooligomerization
Molecular function (GO): protein binding
Source: RefSeq, a predicted model, not a curated record
UUCUUCAUCCUUUUAUAAAUUACCUCUAUAUGAACCGCAAUUGAGGUGAAGAAUUCUCUAUAAGUAUUUACCGAGACAAGUACGAAUGUUUUCAAUUCAAACCUAAUUAGGAAUUCCCCUGAAACACCAACGUAGAUGAACGGCCGAAAUCCUGCCGCCGCGUCCGGCGAUCGUAUCAAGCUCAACGUUGGAGGCAAGCUAUUCGAAACCACCUUCUCCACUCUCCGCUCCGGCGGACCGGAUUCUCUUCUAUUCGCGCUCUCAAACCGGUCUGCUCACGAUCCGGUUUUCAUCGACCGUGACCCGGAGAUCUUCUCCGUCCUCCUCUCUCUCCUCCGCUCGAAUCGACUCCCCUCCACCGCCAAGCGCUUCUCCAACCAAGAGCUCAUCGACGAGGCACUCUACUUCGGUAUUGAGUCGCAGCUCAGAUCCGCUCUAGCUCCGAGCCGAAUACACGGAAUCGACGCCUCCUUACUAACCACUGUCAAACCCUCCUACGACGGCGUCGUUUCGGAUUUCAACGCGGUUGAAUCGGACGGAUCGCUUUGGGCGGCCCACGGCGGCCAGAUCACGGUCUACGAUUGGAAUCUCAGCCACACGGCGACGGCGCGGACGCAUUUCGAUUUCAUUAAUUCAGUGAGGAGAAUCCAAUCUGAUAUCGCCGCAAUCGGAUCUCUCCAGGGAUCCGGAUUGCAUUUCUACAAUAUGGCAAAUGGGCGCCGAGUCCACUCAAUCGACUGGGUCGACCCGUCCGAUGUGAGGGUUUAUAAAGCCCGAGUCCACGCGAUUACCGACUCGGUCGACUCGGUUUUCGCUUCCUACGAUUGCCACCACGGAGAGAAUUGCGUCCUGAUGAUUGAUAAAUCGACGAUGAAGAUAUCGUCGGAAAUCGGGAGGAUGCCGGGAAAUUCCGCCAAAUAUAUGGUUCCGACGAAGCUAACGCAUGUUUCCCAUUUAGGUCUUUUGGUGGGAAGCUCCAUUGCAUCAGGGGCAUUUGGGUAUUCGGGUUAUAUCCGGCUGUGGGACCCGAGAACCCACGAUGUGGUCUGGGAGACCUUUGAGCCUGGGUCGGGUCGGAGCAGCCGGUUUGGGGAUUCUUUGGCGGAUGUGGAUGUUGAUUUGGAUGAGUUGGCAUUGUUCAAAAUUUGCUCGAAAUCGGGAGAUUUAGCCAUGGCCGAUUUGCGGAAGUUGACGGAUGAUCCGUGGCUGUAUCUGAAAGAGAAGAAUUCGAGUUUGAGGGAUGUGGGGAGGAGCGGUGGUGGAAGUUUCGCAAUACAUUGUUACCGGAAGCAAGCGUUUGUGGGGAGAGACGGCGAGUUGGAGGUGUGGUCGAGAGUAGAGGAGAAUGUGGACGAAGAGAUGUAUAGGAGGAAUUACAUUGAUAAAGUCGAGGAUUCGGAGCGAGGGGUGAUCAAGAAAAUCGAGGGUGGUGGGGAUAGGCUUUUUGUGACUAGAGAAGAUGUUGAAGGGAUUGAGGUUUGGCAAAGUUGUUACAACUCCGGUGUCGCCUCAGCUUCGUGAAGAGGAUGUAUUGCUUAAUCCGUUUCUUGGAGGUACUAUUCAAGUUAUGUACUCGUUUAAACUAAUAUUUGCAAUUGUAUUAUAAUGAAACGUCUUUCCUCGACCGUA